This is a messenger RNA of Verticillium dahliae VdLs.17, 1143 nucleotides long. Its product is annotated as NAD-dependent histone deacetylase sir2. The transcript has a single exon. Gene Ontology annotation, molecular function: NAD+ binding. The record is from RefSeq and is a predicted model, not a curated record. The annotation marks the transcript as partial. NCBI's taxonomy places the organism in Eukaryota, Fungi, Ascomycota, Sordariomycetes, Glomerellales, Plectosphaerellaceae.
AUGUAUCACAAAAAACCACAGCGCCGAAUCGGCAAGCGACGCGUCAAAGGCCCCAAAGGUAUGACCGUCAACACGGUUGAGAUGGCUACGUCUCGCUCCGGAUCUCUGUCGCGCGCUCAGACAGAAACGCCGUCUCGGACGCCUACGCCGACGGAAAUCUCUCACGACCUUGGCUUGCGAGAACUCGAAGAACGCGCCAAGGAUGUGCGCGAGUCUUGCUGGACACAUGACUCUCUCUUUGAAGACGCCGUCGACGGCAUCCCCUCAGACACCAAAUUCGCCGCCGACGAUCCCGACGCCUGUUCGCCAGCCGAGGCCUACCACCUUCGCCAGCUGCUGCGGACCAUCGGCCCCCGCGAGUUCUGCCUGCGCACAGUCGACUCUGGUCGCUAUACGGCGAAACGCCUGCUCACGGCCUUUAACAUCCGUGCCCCGGCUUUUCUUGACGGCGCCCCCGAGGAGGCCUACACGAGCAUGCUGACGCUGGCCUUUAGCCGUGAGCUGGCCAAGCGCGCCAAGCUGCCGUCGCACAACUCGCUCGACGACGCCGUCGCCCUGUUGACCCGCUCCCGCAACAUCAUGGUCAUCACGGGCGCCGGCAUCUCAACAUCGCUCGGCAUCCCCGACUUCCGUUCCAAGAAGACGGGACUCUACGCCCAGCUGGAGCACAUGGGCCUCGCCGUGCACGACCCGCAAGAGGUCUUUGACAUUAACGUGUUCCGCGACGACCCCACCAUCUUCUACACAGUCGCCAAGGACAUCAUUGUGAACACGGACCGCUACUCGCCGACGCAUGCCUUCAUCGCCAUGCUGGACCGCAUGGGCAAGCUGCUCACCAACUACACGCAAAACAUUGACAACGUCGAGGCCCGUGCCGGCAUCAACCCGGAUCGCAUCAUCCAGUGCCACGGCUCCUUCGCCACAGCCUCGUGCCUCGAGUGCGGCUACAACUGCCCCGGCGAGGACAUCUUCCCCGCCAUCCACGCCAAGCAGAUCCCGCGGUGCCCCAAGUGCGUCGCCCAGCUGCAGGCCGAGCGCGAGCAGCAGCAGCAACGUCGCCGCCGCCCGGGACGCCCCCCGAAGCGCGGCAACGCCGCCAAGCGACCCUACGGGCCGGGCGGGCCCCCCGGCCAAAAAAAACCC